Messenger RNA from Geodia barretti, 1541 nucleotides. The record is from the annotation of a GenBank genome assembly. NCBI's taxonomy places the organism in Eukaryota, Metazoa, Porifera, Demospongiae, Tetractinellida, Geodiidae.
AUUAUACACGAAUCUCGCACUCACAGUUUGUUCGCAAACAAACUAGCUAAGCAGCUACACGCUUCACUGGACACCACAGCUGAGCGACUCGAGAUCUAAUGAUGGAGUUCUCUAUGAGUGGCUGGCUGGACAAGAGGGGAGGGUUGGAAGCUACUAAGAGGUGGAAGAAACGAUGGUGCAUACUAAGCAAUCACCUACUACGCUACUAUAAAAGUGACACGGAUAGUAACCCAGCAGGGACUAUAUUUGCAGAAGACAUUGCGGACGUUGCACCUGACGAAUAUGAAUCCAAAAAGGACUCAAAACACGGGUUUGUGUUUAAAAUCUUGACACGCGGAAGGGACUAUAUCUUGAAUGCCCCCAACCAGCAGAAACGGGAUGAGUGGAUCAGUAGAAUACGAUCUUUGCUGCAGGCCAAUCGAGAACAAGAUGCUGCAGCGCCAGAGGUGCACUAUGCGACGGUGGAGGUGUUCCCGACACGGGGCAUCAGGAUAACGGGAGAAGUCAGCUCGGUCCUCAUUGGGCAACUUACAACCACCACAGCCAAGACCACCAAGGACGAGAGAGGAUGGUUCUCAGACCAAGCGUUGCCGCAUGCGUCGAUACUGAACCUGUUCACACAGCACGGCUGGAGUCUGGCCACUGCCUUCCAAUCCAACUCCAUUCCUCCAAACUCCACCUCAGCCACUCCUUCUGACACCCUCAUCUUUACCCACUCCUUCAACACCCCUCCCAUCUCAUGAUCUUCGAUACUUUUAUUUAUAUAUAUAACCUUUGUUGUGAAAUUGCUAUGUUAUUAUUAUAAAACCAAAUGCACUAUCUUGUCGUCCAGCCACCAUCAAUGGUGAGAGUUGAUCCAGUGACUUGUCUGGCCUCUUCACUGCAGAGGUAUACCACCAUGGCUCCCACCUGGCACGAAAAAAUCACUUGUACAUUGCAACGUUUGCUUACACACACACGAUACACCAGACAAUGUCAUACUUCAUUUGGCAUCACAAACUCUUUGGAAGGCAUUUUCUCUUCCAGUGUGGACAUCUUUGCUUCGUCCACAGUGAUGCCUUCUUUUUCAGCCCUGGCUUCCAGCUGUGCUUCCACCACUGGAGUUAGGACCCAUCCUGGGCAUAUGGCGUUACAUGUUAUCCCGCUGCCUGCAGUCUCCAAUGCAACCACCUCACAAAUCAUCGAAAACCGAAAGAGAGUAUCUUUAGGAAAGGAGGGAGACAAGAAAUCUACACCUUUGUGAGUCCCACAAGGCCGUGUUUAGAGGCGACGUAUGGUGCCUUCAUUGGAGACCCAACCAGUCCAUGAACUGAAGAGAUGUUGACAAUUCUUCCCCAACCUCGUUGCCUCAUUCCGGGGAGGGCCAGUCUGAUGGUAUGGAACGAGGCCGAGAGAUUGACAGCCAGAACCUGGUCCCAUUUCUCAACCGGCAUCUUCUCAAUCGGCUCGACAUAUUGCAUCCCUAUAGACACCAAUGAACAAGUAUAGAUAUGAGAUGAGGCAGAAGUGGCAAUAGAAGGUGUGCUGUGAAACAGUUUUGC